Solanum tuberosum (potato) is the source of this 4238-nucleotide messenger RNA. Its product is annotated as protein NRDE2 homolog. Gene Ontology annotation, molecular function: protein binding. The transcript has 10 exons. Gene Ontology annotation, cellular component: catalytic step 2 spliceosome. Bases 102 to 3644 code for a protein of 1180 amino acids. NCBI's taxonomy places the organism in Eukaryota, Viridiplantae, Streptophyta, Magnoliopsida, Solanales, Solanaceae. Gene Ontology annotation, biological process: RNA processing; regulatory ncRNA-mediated heterochromatin formation; negative regulation of RNA catabolic process. The record is from RefSeq and is a predicted model, not a curated record.
CAGUAAUAUGAUGAUUUUCGUUGGACAUUUUAAAAAAAUAAUACGGGGUUUAGUUAUACCUUUGAGAAAAUGACAGUGUAAAUCAGAUUAAGCCCCAGGGAAUGGAGAAGAUGGAAACAGAAAUCGGCAUGGAAGAAAUUGAAGAAGAAGCACCGAAAAAUUCAUCGUUGUUUCCUGUUUUCCCUCAAACUCAGAUAUCUUCAGCGUCCAAUCCCACCACCUCAUACAACGCCGUUCCUGAAUGGCUUCGCAAUUCCAGCUUCACCACCGACAUCUCCGUGAUAAACGACGCCGUUUCGACGAACUAUGGGAAUGUCCAGUUCGAAGAGAAUCUAGAGGAAGACGAAGCAGAAGACGUGGAGAAGGAAAAUCAGAAAGGAGAGGGUGCACCGUAUGAAUUGCUGCACUCGUCCGGGUCGGAGCGGGGACACUCGUCUUCUUCUGAUGAUGGAAGAGACAGCAAGAAGAAGAAGCGGAAAAAGAAGCGCAAGAAGAGUCAUCGAUCGAGUGAUGACCGUCCACUCUAUGACUAUGCACUUUCUUCUUCCAGAAAACCUGAUGUUCGAACUUGGGCUUCUUCAGCUGCUGCUAAUGUUAAAGACUAUUACUUCGACUCUCGUGGCGAUCGAGACAAUUUAGCUUUUGGUAGUAUCUACAGAAUGGAUGUUGCUCGUUACAAGCUUCAUAAUCUGAGGAAAACCUCUGAGCUCAAUUACUAUAGGCGGAACGAUAAGAGAACUUUUGAAAGGGAUAUUGAUAUUGAUGCGUUGGACAAUAAACUAAGGUCUGGAGGUCGCUAUUGGUCUGGCGCGUAUGCUGCAAUUGAGCACCAUAAGAACCUGAAGCGUCUAAGAAUUUUGACUCCUCUCAAGCCAAUGAUUAAUAUUCCUGCUGAUUUCGUCUCAUUGGCAGAUGAAGUUAAGUCAGAUGAAGGAAUUAGAGGAGAUGCUAUUUCAGGCAAUGCUGUGGUCGAGGAAUCUCUGGAGGAUGAGGUCUUUCGCAAAACAAAGGAGUUCAACAAGAUGACAAGAGAACGGCCACAUGAUGCACAAAUUUGGUUGGCUUUUGCACAGUUUCAAGAUAAGGUAGCAAGUAUGCAGCCACAGAAAGGUGCCCGUUUGCAAACACUUGAAAAGAAGAUUAGUAUUCUGGAGAAGGCUACAGAGCUGAACCCUGACAGUGAGGACCUGCUUCUCUCUCUUAUGAAUGCUUAUCAGAGCAGAGAUAGCAUUGAUGACCUGAUUAGCCGAUGGGAGAAGAUACUUAUCCAAAACUCAGGUAGUUGCACAUUGUGGAGAGAAUUUUUGCGGGUUGUUCAGGGUGACUUUUCAAGAUUUAAGGUUUCUGAAAUGAGAAAAAUGUAUGCAAAUGCAAUUCAAGCUUUAUCUGGUGCAUGGACUAAGCAGCAUAGGCAGGUUUCUGGAGGUGCUAAUUCGCCUUCUAUGGAUCCUGCUAUUGUAAGACUUGAACUUGGUCUGGUUGAUACAUAUCUCAGUCUCUGUCGGUUCGAGUGGCAGGCUGGGUACAGAGAGUUGGCUACUGCCUUGUUUCAGGCACAGAUUGAAUACAGCUUGUUCUGCCCUUCUUUACUUCUUAGUGAGCAAAGUAAGCAAAGAUUAUUUGAGCAUUUCUGGAACAGUAAUGGUGCCAGGGUUGGGGAAGAUGGUGCACUCGGCUGGUCAAAGUGGCUAGAGAAAGAGGAAGAGCUGAGGCAAAGGGCUAUGAGGGAGGAGUCUUCACAUGAUUCUGAAAAGGGUGGUUGGACUGGUUGGUCAGAACCAUCAUCUAAAAGUAAAGAAAAGAAUGAAGCUAUAGAAAAUAUAGCAGAGACUGAUGGUGCUCUUGACGAGUUAGAAGAUGAAUCUGAAAUGAAAGAUGAUGUGCAGAAAGAUGAUACUGAAGCUUUGCUUAAAAUGCUUGGGAUUGAUGCUACUGCUGAAGCUAAUUGUGAGAUUAAAGACACAAGAACUUGGACUAGGUGGUCUGAAGAAGAGGUAGCAAGAGACUCUAACGAGUGGAUGCCAGUCCAUGCUAAAACUGGGAUUUCUCAUAGUGAGGAUCCUGCUGAUGCAGAGGGUGAUGAGCAGCUUUUGAGAGUAAUAGCAUACGAAGAUUUGAGUGACUACCUGUUCUCGAUAAUUUCUGAAGAAGCACGUUUUUCCCUGGUAUCCCAGUUCAUUGAUUUUUAUGGUGGGAGGAUGGCUCAAUGGACUUGUACAAACAGUUCAAGUUGGGCUGAAAAAAGCCUUAGUUUGGAGGCAAUUCCAGACUCUCUCUUUGAUGAACUAAGAAGAAUGCACGAUGUUUUAACCAAGGAAGGAAGGAACCAAACUGAAACAAGUUUGGAGCAAGUUUUUAGCAGCUUUGAUGAUAUCUCUAUGAGGACUAGCAUGAUGGGAUUUAUUCGAAAUGCUACAUUGCUUUGCUGCACUAUAUUUCCCCAAAAUCAUAUUUUGGAAGAAGCUGUUCUUAUUGCGGAGGAGCUAUCAAAUACAGUGAUGAAUACUUCUAGCUGUUCAGUAACACCAUGUCGAACUUUAGCAAAAAGCCUUUUGAAGAGUAACCGUCAGGAUGUAUUGCUUUGUGGAGUUUAUGCACGAAGGGAAGCAGUUUUUGGAAAUAUUGACCAUGCUAGAAAGAUUUUCGACAUGGCAUUGUCUUCUAUUGAUGGACUUCCUCAGGGUGUUCAGACAAAUGCAUCUCUCUUACAUCUCUGGUACGCUGAAGUGGAGAUCGCAAACGGUAUUCAUGGUGGUUCCGGAUGGUCUGAAUCGUCUUUACGUGCUAUGCAUAUAUUAUCUUGCUUGGGUAGUGGUACAAAAUACAGUCUGUAUAGAUGUAAACCCUCAAGCCUGCAACAGCUGAAAGCACGCCAAGGAUUCAAAGAACAAGUGAAUAUGCUACGUUCAUCAUGGACACGCGGUUUAAUUGAUGAUAAUUCAGUUGCUCUCAUAUGUUCAGCUGCUUUAUUUGAAGAAAUAACAAUUGGAUGGACUGAAGGUGUUCAGAUUUUAGAGCAAGCAUUCACAAUGGUGCUUCCUGAAAGGAGGCGGCACAGUCAUCACUUGGAGUGUUUGUUCAACUUUUACAUGAGGAUGCUUUGCAGACAUCAUCAAGAAAUGAAGCUGUCAAAAUUAUGGGAAUAUAUAGUGACAGGACUGGAUAUAUAUCCUUGCAGUCCAAAUCUUUAUAAUGCAUUAGUUGAAAUUGGCCAUCUCUAUGCAUCACCUAAUAAGCUACGGUGGAUCUUUGAUGAAAAAUUCCAAAAGAAACCUUCGCUUGUUGCUUGGCUCUUUGCAUUAUCAUUCGACAUGAGCAGAGAUGGUUCAGAGCAUAGAAUACGCAGACUUUUUGAGAGGGCAUUGGAGAAUGAGAAGCUACGUAACUCAGUUUUAGUCUGGCGCUCGUAUAUUGCUUAUGAAAGUGCUAUAGCAUGCAACCCUUCUGCAGCUAGAAGAGCUUUCUUUCGAGCCAUCCAUGCUUGCCCAUGGUCAAAACGGCUCUGGCUUGAUGGCUUCAUCAAGUUAAAUUCUGUUCUUACAGCAAAAGAGUUGUCGGAUCUCCAGGAAGUAAUGCGGGAUAAAGAACUCAAUUUGAGGACAGAUAUUUAUGAAAUACUAUUGCAAGAUGAUCUUGAAUCUUAAGUCAUGAAUAUCAAGAUUUCUUCAGUUGUGGAUGGGUAACAUGCCCGUCAUAUGACACACUCACAUUCUGCCACAUGGCUUUUUUCAGCGCAAAACUUUGAAGCACCUGAUCUUGGUUGGUUUCGGAUAAGGCUGUAAGUGAUGCCUUUGCUCUUGGUAUAUGCUGAUUACUGUCGAGUUGUGAGUGGAAAGGAAGAUUUCUUUUUGGUGAAAACAGAAAAUGUACAUUUUUGUUGGUGUAUUACUUGUGCCAUUAGUUGUAUGACAGCCUGGUGCUGCCUUUUCAUAUCAAAAUUAAAUCAGUUGCUAAUAGUGGUCCAUUUGUAACUUGCUAAGUGCAUGAUUGUGGUGUUAGCUCCCCUUUUUGAUGAUAUGCUUCAAUGUUCUACCAACAGUAGAAGAAUUAAGCAAAAAGAGGAGAAAUUUUAUCUUGAGGAUUACAGGAAACGUAUCUCCUUUCCCUUCACUCUAUAUUUCUCUGGUGUCUCUACGUUACUUUUUGUACCUUCACCUUUUCUCUUCUUUUUUAACAGUUUGUGAAGGAACACACCGUCAUUAUUAUUGUCAAAAUGCAGUUGUCUUUACCUCCCCCUU